This is a messenger RNA of Scedosporium apiospermum, 561 nucleotides long. RefSeq lists its product as uncharacterized. The transcript is spliced from 4 exons. Bases 1 to 561 code for a protein of 186 amino acids. NCBI's taxonomy places the organism in Eukaryota, Fungi, Ascomycota, Sordariomycetes, Microascales, Microascaceae. The record is from RefSeq and is a predicted model, not a curated record.
AUGAAGUUCCGAAGCGUUGCAUCAAUCGCGACUUUCGUAGGCCUCGCUGUCGGCCAGACGCCUGCCGGAUUCGAACCCGCGGUCGAAGCGAACCUCGCAGUUAGUUUCGGAAGCAAGGCAGUCGAUGAGCCCGGCGCUUCCUUCACGAAGGAAGGCACUGCCGAGCCAUUGGAGGGCACCUACAUUCUCGCGGUUAUUGACAUAUCCGUGCCUGCCUCCUUCACUCCAGGCAACUACGAACCCCGCCGAAACAUGCUCCACGCUCUCGUCGCCGGCUUCACCUCUAGCAAAGAAGCCAAUGCGGAUGGCCUCUACAUCCUCGAAAAUGCCGAUCCCUCCGGCCCCGCCGCUUACAUCGGUCCCUCGCCGCCGGCCGAAACCCCGCCGAAGGCGCACAACUACGUCGAGCUCCUCUUUGAGAAGACUGAUGCGUACAAGGAGCCCCAAGUUGACUAUAGCGGGUUCAAUAAUAGGCUCGGUGUAGACGUGGCGGAGCUCAUUGCUACUCUUGGGCUCGGGGAGCCUGUGGCGGCCAACUAUUUCAACGUCACGGGCGUUUAG